Messenger RNA from Astrephomene gubernaculifera, 1489 nucleotides. NCBI's taxonomy places the organism in Eukaryota, Viridiplantae, Chlorophyta, Chlorophyceae, Chlamydomonadales, Astrephomenaceae. The record is from the annotation of a GenBank genome assembly.
GUCGUUAUUGCCACGGACACUGUUGGGUUAUCCGCGCUGAUCGUAUUGGCUACUAGCUGUGACCUCUGAACCAGGCAUAAUUCGCUAGGCGACGCUUAUCCUUUCGUAUGUUCCUUCAGUGCUAAGCUUACUCGAAAAUGGAAGCUCUCGUAGCGCAGGUCCAGGCGCUUUCUAACCCUAAUGACCUGAGCCAACUUCAUAGCGUACUUAAGAAUGCUGAAACUGUCUUCACACAAAAUAGUCAACACAUUGCAGCGGCGCUACAAGCUUUAGAUCCAGCGGAGCACUCUUUGGGCUAUGCAUAUUUCCUUCAUCACCUCGGCAAGAUUAACCUGCCGGUGCCGGAUGCUGGCUACAUCGACAAUGUGACACGCUUCCUCAUGGUCUGCCAGCCAGCCCAAAUUCAAGUGGCACCUGACAUUUUCUGCUCCGUCUCCCGGCGGCUCAAGGACCAUCUGCUGUCCGCCCACUCCCCCCGCCGGGGCGUGCUGCCCCUGCGGGCGGGUCUGGCGGCGCUGCAGCCCUCCCCCGAGGUGCUCACACCCCUGCAUGCGGAUCUGUGCCAGAUCUGCCUGCUUUCCAAGUGCUACAACGCCGCCGCCCCCGUGCUGCGGCAGGACAUCUUCGACGUGGCGCCGCAGCAGACGGGAUGCACCCCCACCGACCUGUUCCUGUACUGCUACUACGGCGGCAUGGUGUGCAUAGGUCGCAAGCAGUACCCCCGCGCGCUUGAGCUGCUGCUGCAGUGCCUGACCGCCCCCGCAGUGGCUGGUAACGCCAUCGUGGCGGCAGCCUACAAGAAGUACGUGCUGGUGUGCCUGCUGCAUGCGGGCCAGCUGCUGCCGCUACCCAAGUUCACCUCCCCUGCCGUACGGCACGUCAUCGAGUCCGAGGCCCGGCCGUACAACGACCUUGCAACCGCCGCCGCCUCGCGUAACGCCGAACGGUUGAGGCGAGUGGUGGAGCAGCACUCGGCGCUGUUCGCUGCGGAUACCAACUUAGGUCUGGUACGGCAGGUGCUGUCCUCGCUGGCUGUUCGCGCCAUCCAGCGCCUCACCGCCACCUUCCUCACGCUCAGCCUGGCGGACAUAGCGGCGCAUGCGGGGCUGGCGGGAGGGGCGGCGGAGGCGGAGGAGCGGAUACUCAGGAUGGUUGCCGCGGGUCAAAUCCACGCGCGCAUCGACGGCCGCAGCGGCAUGGUGCGAUUCGCGGAUGACACCCGCACCUCCUCCUCCUCCUCGGGGGCAGCAGCAGCAGCAGCAGGCGGCAGUGGCGGCAGUGGUGGUGGCGGGUGGGACAACGUGGCGGGGGUUGCUGCGCUGGACGGCCGCAUGCGGGAGGUGCUGGAGCUGGGACGGAGGCUGCAGCAGGCGCAGGAGAUGGUCUCCACCGACCGCGCCUACCUGUCCAAGGUAACCGCUCGGGAGCGGUCCAAGUACGACUUCGGGGGUCUGGCAGCCGCGACCUCCCCCAGCAUGGCCAUGGCGGG